CUCUUUGCUUCUCUCUUUUAUAUAAGGUCUCGCUUCGCUUUUUCUCUCUUUAUCUCUCAAGAAAGAGAGACAAAAACAAACCAUAUAGAGAGAGUUGUACAGAAAUGAGAACAAGGAGAGGCCUUUGCUAUCCUAGAACAAGAGAAGUUGGUUUAGAUAAUAGGUUAGUGAAGAGAAGAAAGGGUGGAGACACCACCACCGGAGAAAAAAUGGUUUGCCGGAAAAGGCAAAGGUUAUCGCCGGAGAUUGCCGGAGAAACUGACUUGUUUGAUACUUUACCUGAUGAUCUUGUUUUGAGUAUUCUCUGCAAAAUUAGCUCUUCUGCCUCCUGUCCGUCCGAUUUCAUCAACGUUUUGAUAACAUGCAAGAGAUUAAAUGGGUUAGGCCUUCAUUCUCUGGUACUAUCUAAAGCUUCUCAAAAAACCUUUGCUAUAAUAGCAAAAAACUGGUCGGAUUCCGCUCACCGAUUCUUGAAACUGUGUGCCGACGCCGGAAAUGUUGAAGCUUGUUAUACUCUUGGCAUGAUUCGGUUCUACUGUUUGCAAAAUCGAGGGAGUGGGGCUUCUUUAAUGGCAAAGGCGGCGAUUAGUUCGCACGCGCCGGCACUAUAUUCUCUUGCGGUUAUACAGUUCAAUGGCAGUGGUGGCUCCAAAAACGACAAGGACCUGCGAGCGGGAGUGGCUCUGUGCGCCCGAGCUGCCUUUCUGGGCCAUAUCGACGCCCUUCGGGAGCUUGGUCACUGCCUACAGGACGGUUACGGCGUCCGGCAAAACGUGGCCGAAGGACGGCGAUUUUUGGUCCAAGCUAACGCUCGGGAAUUAGCCGCUGUGCUUUCUAACCCUAAUUCUGGAUUAAACACUCGUGCUUGGCUUACUUGGAAUCCACACGCCCACCCUAACCACAGGCUCGCGAGUGGCCCUGGUUGUCCUUUGUUGAGCGAUUUCGGUUGUAAUGUUCCGGCUCCCGAAGCACACCCGGCGAGCCGGUUCAUGGCUGAUUGGUUUGCUUCUCGGGGCGGUACGCCGGGUUCAGGGCUACGGUUAUGUUCUCACGUGGGUUGUGGACGACCCGAGACUAGAAAACACGAGUUUCGAAGGUGUUCCGUUUGUGGAGCUGUGAAUUACUGCUCACGCGCGUGCCAAGCACUUGAUUGGAAGUUGAGACAUAAGGAAGAGUGUGCCCCGGUGGAACGAUGGGUGGACGAGGAAGGUGAGGGUGGCGAUGUUGAGGCUGGUGGGGAGGGGAACCAAAACGCCAUCAUUGGCAGCGAAUGACGUUAAAGAUAACAGUGACGGAGACUGACGGAAACGACAGAGUCCUGUGAGUUUUAACGGCUCGUAAACGGGAAAUGAAAAUUUAACUUUUACUAUAUGGUCGUUGAAUAGCACAGAAGUUUUGUUCCUCUUGUUUGUACAGAGGGUAUAUCGGAGAUAUCAAGGGUACUUUUUUCUUUUUUAUUUUUUUUGUUAACUAUUUUUGUUCCUUUAAUUUAAAUUGUAGGUGGUGGAUUAGGGAAUGAGGUGUUAGGAUCCUAAGAAAAGUAAAAAAGGGCAGGGGCUUAGGGCAUAUGUCCUUAAACGGCUGCAUUUCGAUGGUGGUGCCCUGGGCUAGGGCCGUGUGGCAAGAAUUUUUUUUUUUUUUUUUUUAAUUUAAACUUCUCUUUAUUCCUCACUUUUGUGUACUAUAGAGUCAACUUAAUUUCGGUAAGUUAUAAAAAAAAAAGUGCAAAUUCCGCCAAUUUUUAA
This is a messenger RNA of Jatropha curcas, 1745 nucleotides long. Its product is annotated as HCP-like superfamily protein with MYND-type zinc finger. The record is from RefSeq and is a predicted model, not a curated record. Gene Ontology annotation, molecular function: protein binding. NCBI's taxonomy places the organism in Eukaryota, Viridiplantae, Streptophyta, Magnoliopsida, Malpighiales, Euphorbiaceae.